This is a messenger RNA of Conger conger (European conger), 1113 nucleotides long. It is a transcript of the gene pmt, whose product is annotated as phosphoethanolamine methyltransferase. The transcript is spliced from 9 exons. NCBI's taxonomy places the organism in Eukaryota, Metazoa, Chordata, Actinopteri, Anguilliformes, Congridae. Bases 1 to 1113 code for a protein of 370 amino acids. The record is from RefSeq and is a predicted model, not a curated record.
AUGUACCUGAGCAACGAGGAGCUGGUUUCCCUCGUAAAGAACAUGCUGCUUUGGCUUCAGCCAGGGGGUUACCUCUUCUUCAGGGAGUCCUGCUUUCACCAGUCAGGGGACUGCAAGAGAGAUUUCAAUCCCACUCAUUACCGCACGCCAACUGAAUACAACCAUCUAAUAACAUCGGUCCUGCAGAAGGAGAUGGAAGAGGGAGGGGAGCAAGCCUUUGGUUUUGAUGUAGUCAUGAGUAAAGCAGUGCAGACCUACAUCAAGGUGAAGAAAAAUCAGAAUCAGGUAUGUUGGCUGAUGCAGAAGGUCCCACGUAUUGAGUGCCCCAAGGGCUUUAACACAUUCCAAGAUUUCUUGGACAACCAACAGUACUCCCGGCGAGGUAUCCUCAGAUAUGAAAAGAUCUUUGGAACUGGAUAUGUCAGCACAGGAGGACCCAGCACUACCAAGGAGUUUGUAGACCUUCUGAAUUUGACCCCUGACCAAAUUGUCCUGGAUGUGGGCUGUGGAAUCGGAGGUGGAGACUUCUACAUGGCAAGGACAUUUGGUGUGAAAGUCCUUGGCAUGGAUUUGUCUUCAAAUAUGGUGGAGAUUGCAACCGAGAGAGCUUUGAAGGAGAACCUGCCUUCAGUUGAGUUUGAAGUGGGAGAUGCCACCAAGAGGGUCUUCAAAGAAGGGUCUUUUGAUGUGAUAUACAGCAGGGACACUAUAUUACACAUUGCGGACAAGUUUAAGCUCUUCAAAAGCUUCUAUUCAUGGUUGAAGCCUGGGGGGAAAGUUCUGAUCAGCGAUUACUGCUGUGGGGAGUUGCCAUGGACACCAGAAUUCCAGGACUAUGUCAAACAAAGGGGGUACAUCCUUUUCACCCCACCACAGUAUGGGAAGUUCCUGGAACAAGCUGGCUUCACUCGAGUGCGUGCAGACGACAGGACGUCACAGUUUAUACAGGUGAUCCAGAUGGAACUGGAGAAGGCAGAGGCAAUAAGAGAAGAGUACAUAAAGGAAUUUUCUGAAGAAGACUACAAUGCGAUUGUGACUGGCUGGCAAGAAAAACUGCACCGUUGUCAGAAAGGAGACCAGCGCUGGGGGCUGUUCUAUGCUGAGCGAGACUGA